AAGAACAUUGGCCAACCACCACUUUAGAGGAAGAGAAGUGGCGCUGUGAGAGAAGAGAGAGCACAGUUAUCAAACCCUACACCGUCUUCAUGUCUUGUAUCGAUGUUCGAUGAAAGGUGAUGAUUCUGACAGAAUCAUCUUCUGCUGGGGUGGAUGGACUAAGUGCUGGAUGACAACUCGAACAAGGUCUCUUGUGAGCUGCUGGUUUAUCAGUAGAGGACUAGAUGGAGGAGGUAGCAGAGACUGCACAGCUGAGGCAACCAAAAGUUCAGGAUGGUGGUACCCCAGUCCGUCACUCAGAAACCAAGCGUUACAGCGAGAUAUUACGCGAUUUUGAUGCUAAUUUGGAUCUGUCAUUAACAUGCUCGACUGUGGAUGAGCUUCUACAAGAAGCAGACUCACUGUCUUUAACAGACACCUCGGCAGACACCACACUCAAUGCUGAUCUGGACGAUAUUACAGGUGAAGAUGUGGAGUCGUUGAAGAUCUGCCGUGAAGAGGAGGAAAAGGAUGGAGGCAUAUCUGCCCAGGAUGCCGACCUGACCCUCUGUCGCUGCGAGGGUGGCGUGGAGCUUGCCCUGCAGUACGCCAAAAUGUGGUGCCGUUAUGCCAAAGACCUGCUGACCUGGAUGGACAAAAGAAUCAGCCUGGAGCAAGAGUUUGCAAAGAGUAUUAUGAGAGCAGCAGAUGCAGCCAAGUCAUGUGUUGCUCAACAGGACAUGAUGCCUCUGCAGUAUAUCUACACCCUGGCCCUGGAAAAUGAUCUCAAAAGCAGCACAUCAGCCAAACAAACUGCUGAACUCAUACAACAGCGCUGCUACCAGGCUCUCUCAGCUAAGAAGAACGAAAUCGACAAAUGGCGACGGGAAUUCAAAGAGCAGUGGUCAAAAGAACAGAAGAGGAUGAACGAUGCUGUGUCUGCACUGAAGAGGGCACGACAGCAAUACCUGCAGCGCUGUGAGGAGCUGGAGAAGGCCAAAGCCAUGACGGCCAAAGCCGAAGAGGAGACAGGGGGUAACAAGACCCUGGACAAGCGGAGGAAGUCCAGAGAUGACGCCCAAACUAAGGUUACAGAGACUGAGACGCUGUACAAGCAGUGUGUGUCUGAUGCAAACAACCAUCAAAAAGAGCUGGAGAAGGUGAAGCGCAAAAUCAUUGUCCACAUCCGCAAGCUCAUCUGUCAAGGAGACACUGUGCUGAAAGAGGCAACGGUGAACAUGUUCUAUUACCAGCGGCAGCAGACUGAGCCGGUUCCUCUGGCCUACCAGAACUUGGAGCUGACCUGCAGGCCCUGUGAGCCAGGUGAACCCUACCUGCAGUACAUCCUGGGAAAAGGCAUGCCCGACCAGCCUCUCCAGAACUUCAUGUUCCAGGAGUUCAUCCCCCAAAGCAGGAGAUCCCCACAAACAGGUCGGCGUAAACAAAGCACUGCUCUGAGUUACCAACAAGAUUUUUAUGCGCUACCAGAUGAUCUGAAACACAGCAGCAGUUUAGUAGAUGGCCGACGGCCUGGCCACAGUGACCGAGACAGCACAGGAGGAAGUCUUGAAUCACUGUCCAGUCCAGCUCAUGGGAGCCGUAAGCUGCCCAAGGCCUCCUCCACAGGAACCAUGUCUUCAGAUGAUCUUGAUGAGAACGUUCUGCAAGAAGCAGAGAGCGAAGAGGGUUUAUCUGAUAGCAACGGAAUGUCAUGCAAACCACGAGCUGCAUCACGUGCCGCCUUGACCCACAGACUGAGAAAAAUGAAGAGCAAGAUGGUCAAGUGUAAGCAAUGUGACAACUACAUCCUGGUCAACGGGAUUGAGUGUGAGGAGUGUGGCCUUGCAGUCCACAGGAAGUGCCUGGAGGUGUGCCAGAUGGAGUGUGAGCACAGGAGGGGAUUCAUCUUUGGGAUGGAGUUCUCCCUGCUGCCCAGAGAGAUCCCAGACUCUGUGCCCUUCGUUGUCCUGCGCUGCACCGAAGAGAUUGAGAACAGGGCUCUUGGAGUCCAGGGAGUGUACAGAAUCAGUGGCUCCAAACCUCGCAUUCUGAAGUUAUGUCAGGCCUUUGAAAUCCAGAAAGACCAAGUUGACCUUAGUGACCUCUCACCGCAUGACAUCACCUCCGUACUCAAGCACUUCUUCAAAGAGCUUCCAGAGCCGUUACUCACCUUCGACCUUUACAACGAAUUCAUCAACGCGGGUAAGGAGAUUCAGAGGCUUAGUGAAAAGGACAAUGCUGCCGAAACUGUAGGGAUUGUGGAGAGUAUUGUGGUCAAACUCAGAGAGCUAACUGGUCGAUUGCCUCUGUGUAACUACAACACAGUGCAGCACAUGAUGGCCCACUUGAACAGGGUGGCAGAACAAUACGAAGACAACAAAAUGUCUCCAGGAAACCUGGGCAUCGUGUUUGGCCCCACACUCCUGCGGCCCCUGGUGUCGGGGGACGUGUCGAUGAUCGCUCUUCUGGAAACCAGCUAUCAGGCUCUUCUCGUGGAGUUCAUGAUCUCACACUAUGACCAAGUAUUCGGCUCCGCAACAAGAUCCAGCACACCUCCGCCACCGCCUCCCACGGCACCCCUCCCAGACACCCCACCCAGAGCGACAUGUCCCGUUUCUCCUGCCAGCAGUUCCUCACAGGACCCCGGAGCCGCGUCCAGGGAACGUCCACGCUCACUGGAGAAUCGCACUAUCAAGAGAGAUUCAAGCGAGGGUUAUAUUUCUGACAAGUCAUCAUCCAAUGAAGCAAUGGACCAGCUGAGCCCAGAAGCCAAUGAGAGAGCAGUCCUGGCUAUGAGGGCGACAGCAUCUCCUCAGGGGCAUCUGGAGCAGGCUGCAGAAAGUCAACUACAAACUCAGUCGAGGGGUCACUUCAGCAGGCAGCCAGUCAAGUAUUACCGACAGGGUUCGGCAGGAGCACAAUUACGCAAAGCAGGCUCUCAGUCGCAGGACGAGGACAAUUCUGGGAGCGUGGAAGGACUUGUGUCAGGAAGUGCAGACAGCAGCCGCAGCUCCUCUCCUGAUCCUGAGACCCCCAUAAAAACUCACUCACGAUUACACGAGACCCCUGGCCCACAGAAUAAGACUGGAUACACCCCUGGGAGUCAGACUGCACCUCACGCAGGGGUAAAAAGGACGGUUUCGGAUGAGGGGGUUAAAGCAGUAGCUUCUUCAUUCAAAGAACAUGUGGGCCAAAUAGACCAACGAAAUACCAACCAAUCGAACAACACCCUGGGGGGGAGAGAGCGCCUGAUCCGAUCCUUGAGGAGGCAUCCGACGGAGGAGAGAACAGCACAGAAGGUUCUGUCUGGACUAAGGCUAAAACGCAGUGAUUCGGGGAAGGGCGAGCAGCUCCAUUUUGUUUGACACUGACUGAGGCAGAACUAAUAUGUUUACUUCACAGAUGGGGUUCCUUAAAUUCACUGGAUUAAAUCCCAUUUUAGGCUGUAAAGCCACAGAAUUUGG
Ctenopharyngodon idella (grass carp) is the source of this 3443-nucleotide messenger RNA. It is a transcript of the gene gmip, whose product is annotated as GEM interacting protein. The transcript is spliced from 21 exons. Gene Ontology annotation, cellular component: plasma membrane. Bases 225 to 3344 code for a protein of 1039 amino acids. Gene Ontology annotation, molecular function: GTPase activator activity; protein binding. The record is from RefSeq and is a predicted model, not a curated record. Gene Ontology annotation, biological process: negative regulation of GTPase activity; activation of GTPase activity; signal transduction. Lineage: Eukaryota; Metazoa; Chordata; Actinopteri; Cypriniformes; Xenocyprididae.